Molecule: messenger RNA, 1734 nt
Organism: Drepanopeziza brunnea f. sp. 'multigermtubi' MB_m1
Lineage: Eukaryota; Fungi; Ascomycota; Leotiomycetes; Helotiales; Drepanopezizaceae
Source: RefSeq, a predicted model, not a curated record
AUGUCACAGAGCAUCUCCAGAUCGCUGCCGCGUCUCACCAUGGACAAACUGCCAACCGAAAUUCUUACCAUGAUCGCGGCAAUAUCCAGCCAAAACAAGAUAGAAUUGCUGGAUUUGUGGAAGGAGAGAAUGAGUUUGAGCGUUGAGAGUUUUGCCUCUGCUCCUCCAGUGCAAGACUACUCCCACAUAGGCCAAUUCAGACUUGUGUGUAGGAGCUUUUCCAAGGCUGGUGUGAGCCACCAAUUCAUGCGUAUUCAAAUUCGAUUCUCCCCCGAGGGAUUUCGAAAGCUCGAACAGUUCAUGGCUUUUGGCGACAUAACCUACUAUAAAGCAGUUAAGCAGUUCUCAUACAUGAUACCUCCCCUCUACAGCAAAGAAAGAGCCCAAUUUGAGGCUAUCCUUCGCGAUUUUGAUUCACAAUUGAACGCUACCAUGGAUAGCAACGAGGGACAAGCACCGCUUACCCUGCAUCAGCAGCGAAUCGCCGCUCACUAUCGAGGGCAAGUUGCAAAGGCCAUGGCUAAAGCCGACGCGCAAAGACACAUGAUCAGAGAGGGAUCUGAUAAGACUGCGCUGCUCUCCGCAUUCACGGCGUUCACCAGCUUGAGGCAGAUUCGAUUAAUGAGGGUUACGGAUGAAGAUGACCGUGGCUGGGCCAUUUUUCUAAGGAAUAAUCCAACUUACGCUGAUGAAGGCACCGCAUCAGAGUGGAGCUCGGCAUCUGAGCAUGCUAUAUCAACUAUAUUCGCAGCCGCGAAACAGACGGGAUCUCCUUUUAAUCGCCUUUCGAGUCGUUUCAUAGACCCUUCCAUGCCACUGGUCCUUACAUCCACAUUGAACUCCCAAAUCACUUCAGUCGCUCGGAAGUUGAUCUCGAUCGAGCUACAGCUCAUCGAGCAUGCAGACCCAGACGAAAAGAUCACGGCACUUUCUCCAAUUUUCGAGGUGGCUUUUCGCGCAGCUAUUGGUCUAGACAGCUUCCACAUCGGGUCCAAUUAUCAAAUCUCGGUUCCUCUCUCAUUAGUGUUCCACGGGAUCCAUUUCAAAAACCUGAAGCAUAUCGGACUGCAUUUAUGGCAACUGGAUCACGAGGAGUUGUUAGAAAUGCUGGCCCAGCAUCAAGGAACCCUUCGCUCGUUACGUCUUAGAAGGAUCAAUCUCCGACAAGCAUCGCCUGGAGAUUUGAACUGGAAGAAAGUCUUGCACUACGUACGAUCGCAUCUCACAUUGAAUUGGAUCAGCUUAAGAAUGAUUCGCUACGAAGGCGAGGAUCAGAUUGGUGGUAUGCUCCCGCUGGCUCCUCUUCAGGGACUCCGUAACUUCGACUCUGACAGCGACCUCGAGGAUCCUAACGACUGGAGCGAUUCUAAUUCUGGUCUUGAGAAGGAGGACGAUGAUCACGAAGAUGAUCACGCGGACUCCGAUAUGGCACCAAGCCCCGACUCGAUACACGACUCUGCCGAUGACGAGGCUUCCACUGAAGCUCACGAAAGCUCCGAAGCUUCAGAGGAUGAAGUCGAGGACGACGAGGGCCACCACAGCGAUCUCGACGAUGAACACCAUGGGGACUUUCAGGCGGGCAAUGCGAUCUUACCAUGCCAUUGCAAUGAUUGGCCGGAAUCGUAUUCCUGGGGCGACCUGGACGACAAUGGAGUUUCCAUAUCUCCGAAACAGUGGAAAAAGUGGGAGAAGUGGAGCAUUUACAGAUGUCGUCUUCACGAUCCACCGCAGUGA